Messenger RNA from Frieseomelitta varia, 1084 nucleotides. Its product is annotated as ribonuclease Oy. Bases 108 to 956 code for a protein of 282 amino acids. Gene Ontology annotation, molecular function: RNA binding; ribonuclease T2 activity. The record is from RefSeq and is a predicted model, not a curated record. Gene Ontology annotation, cellular component: extracellular region. Gene Ontology annotation, biological process: RNA catabolic process. The transcript is spliced from 4 exons. NCBI's taxonomy places the organism in Eukaryota, Metazoa, Arthropoda, Insecta, Hymenoptera, Apidae.
CAUGUUAUUAAGUUAAAUAUUAUGUCUUAUUUCAUUAUCAUAUACGUAUCUUGUCUAUGAUAAAAGCACAAAUGAAAAGUAAUUACUGAUAUCAAAAUACUUGAUAAAUGUUCAAGUACUUUAUUUCUACUAAAACGUUUAGAUAUCUAAGUAACUGUUACUUAAGUAGAAAUGAUUUCCUUUGUUUACUAAGAACUAAUAUCGUUAAUAUGUCUAAUUGCAAAAUAAUCAUUAAUAUUUUAUGUUUAAUUUUUAUUGCUAAAGCAAGUAGUGAUGAAGGCUACAGGGGAUCAAACAAUUUCGAUGUUUUAAUUUUUACUCAAAGAUGGCCUCAAACUGUUUGUUAUACAUGGAAGGCAAGUUCACCAUCGCACACAUGUUCGUUACCAAAAGAACAUGAUGAGUGGACAAUCCAUGGCAUUUGGCCUUCUCAAUAUCAUAAAGUGGGUCCACAAUUUUGUAAUAAAUCAAUGCCAUUUAAGCCAGAUGCUUUGAAGUCAUUAAAAGGAGAAUUACAAGAAAAGUGGAUAGAUGUAGAAUAUGGAAGGACAUCGUAUUCUCUUUGGGAACACGAAUGGAAAAAACAUGGUACUUGUGCGGUGGUUCUGAAGCAAUUAAACAGCGAGGUCAAAUAUUUCGCUGAAGGUUUGAAUUUACUGGCAAAGUAUGAUAUGAAGAAUGUGUUAGCAAAAGUCAAUAUCGUACCUGGGCAAAAAUAUGGCACAAACGCUAUUUUGAAUGCUAUCAGAAAAGUAUUAGGUAAACGAGGCGUUGUAAUCUGCAGAAAAAACAAGAAUACUGGAGAAUCAUAUAUAUUGGAAAUACGAAUAUGUUUUAAUAAGAUGUUACAAUUGAUGGACUGCGAUGGAAUUUCCGAAUAUCCUACGAACUGUGACGCCUCUGAACUCGUAACAUAUCCUAGUAUAGUACCACGAUAUAAUGUAGUACAAGUAUAAUUAUAGUAUAAAUUAAGCAAUAUAAGGUGUAUGGAAAAUUAUAUACAAAUAUAUAAUACAGUAUACAAAUCGAUAUAUUCCAAUAUAUAUUUUGUAUCUCUAAAGGAAUUAAAGAUUUAAAACAAUCA